AUGGCGCACGCGACGCUCGUCCGCUCCGGGCGGCUGCCUCUGACACCCCGACCUCUCGGCCUUUGGCGCCCUCUUCCCCGUCGCUCAGUCCACGCAGGCGAAUUCCAACCCUUCCUCCCUCCAUCACCAAGCUCACUUGGGAAACCCGCCCCCGCAAAGACCUACACCCGGACACGGAAAUGGCUGCGGCGACUUUUCUACGCCUCCCUCGCCACUGGGAUCGUCUACGGGGUUGACUCGCAAUUCUACGCUUCGUCGCUGACAAGAACGGUCCGGACGUUCUCGGUGGGGUUGCUUGUUGCACUGGACUACAAGAUCAACUUCCGGCCUCACCCCCCGCUGGCGAGUUCCAUUGCGGCCGUCCAUGCUCGCAACGCCGAGCGGUUGUCGGAUUUGCUGCGUCACAAUGGGGGGUUGUACUUGAAGAUGGGGCAGGCGAUUGCCAUGCAGUCUGCAAUUUUGCCUCCGGAGUUCCAGGCCAUGUUCUCGCGCAUGUUUGAUGAUGCGCCGCAGAACGAAUGGAAGGAGGUUGAGAAGGUGAUUCGGGAGGACUUUGGCAAGUCUCCCGAAGAGGUAUUCGGAGUCUCCUUUGACGGAGAGCCCGGAAAGGGCGUGAUGGAACGCAGGGCACGAGCGAGUGCCAGUGUUGCGCAGGUACACUGGGCUCGUUUGCAGGAUGGCCGCGAGGUCGCAAUCAAGAUUCAGAAACAUGAAAUCGAACAGCAGCUCGUCUGGGAUCUGUGGGCAUUCAAAGUGGUUACCUUCAUCUACAGCAAGCUGUUUGACAUUCCUUUCUACAGCCUGGUGCCUUAUAUCAGCGAGCGGCUCUCACUGGAGACGGAUUUUGAGAAUGAGGCAACCAACUCGGAGACCAUGGCCCGGCUGAUUGCCGCAGAGCCUCGUCUACGUGAUCGCGUUUAUAUCCCCAAAGUAUACCGGAAGCUGAGCUCUAGGAGAGUCAUGACUGCCGAAUGGAUUGAAGGCGUGCGGCUCUGGGAUAAAGAGUCCAUCACUCGUCCGUGGCGUGGUGGCUGGCGGGAGGGAAGUCCUGGAUGCCACGGGACCCCGCUGGAUUCUGCGAAGAGCACACCCGCACCACAAAAUGCCCGACGUGGCCAGGCAGCCAAGCUCAAGCCCGAGCGAAAUCACUGGAAGGGCCCGAACAACCGUGGUGGACUAGGCCUCUCUCUGAAAGAUGUGAUGACCACCAUGGUUGACCUCUUCUCCGCACAGAUGUUCCUCUUCGGCUGGGUCCACUGCGAUCCCCAUCCAGGCAACAUCUUCAUUCGCCGCAAGCCGUCCGGCCAGCCUGAGCUGGUUCUUAUCGACCAUGGCCUGUACAUUCACAUGGAGCCCACCUUCCGACACCAAUAUGCCCGGUUCUGGAAAGCCCUGCUCACCUUUGACAACCGCACACUCAGCGAGAUUGCCAAGGGCUGGGGGGUCAACAACGCUGAUAUCUUCGCAUCGGCAACGCUAUUACGCCCCUACCGCGGUGGCGACAUGUCCACGCAGCGCGGCAUCGAAGGACUCAGCAAACGCGAGCGUGCCGAGCGCCAUUACGAGAUGCAACAAGCCGCCCGCAAAGCAAUCCGCGAGAUCCUCGGCGACGAGAACAAAUGGCCCCGGGAAUUGAUCUUCAUCGGCCGUAACCUGCGCAUUGUCCAGGGCAACAAUCAGUUCCUGGGCUCACCGGUGAACCGUGUAAAGAUCACGGGAAUAUGGGCAUCUCGCGCACUCGUCGAUGCACCCGAUCUGCCCUUAUCCGAGAAGAUCCGCAACCUCGGACGACAUGUGGUAUUCCGCCUCGUCCUGUUUUCUAGUGACGUGUUCUUCUGGUUCACCAAGAUCCGGCAAUUCCUGAGGCUGGGCGGUGGCAUGGAGGAUGAUAUCGAGGCGCAGUUGCAGAAUAUGGCCAAGGAUAUGGGUGUGGAGUUGAAUCACAAUGUGUUUGAGGGAUAA
This is a messenger RNA of Penicillium brasilianum, 1962 nucleotides long. NCBI's taxonomy places the organism in Eukaryota, Fungi, Ascomycota, Eurotiomycetes, Eurotiales, Aspergillaceae. The record is from the annotation of a GenBank genome assembly.